Messenger RNA from Rubroshorea leprosula, 1252 nucleotides. The record is from the annotation of a GenBank genome assembly. Lineage: Eukaryota; Viridiplantae; Streptophyta; Magnoliopsida; Malvales; Dipterocarpaceae.
GCAAAAACUCCUUCGUUACAACAAAAUCACAGAUCUAGACGAUCUAGGGUUAGGGUUUCAUGGCGAAGAUCGAUGCCAAAGCUCUGCUCAAAGACAAAAAGUUCUGGUUUGCUUCUUUCCUCAUCGCCUGGGCUGCUGCUCUUCAGGGGCAUAUGAUGUGGUUACAGAGGCAGGACUCCUUCAAACAGAAAUUUGGUACACCUGACCAAUCCAGCAACAAUGCACAAGAAGGGAUGCAGAAAUUGGACUUAAACCAAUCCAGUAAGGAUGCAGAAGAUGAGUGGUUCCAAAGGUGAAGCUUUUAUCGAAUUUAAGUUUUUUAACAAGUGUAUGUAAAUUGAUAGGAAUCUCAUUUCUUCUUUCUUUAAUACUUUUUCUGUGUGUUUUGGAACUGAAUUUCACGAUGGAAAUCUGAUCUCAUAUUUUCAAAUGAUUGUGUAAUUCUGUGAAUGUCGAGUUUCUCAGAGUUUGUGGAUUGAUUGGUUCAUUUCUAAGCCCUGUUAAUUUUUGAUACUGUUGUGAAUAGAAUGCUGUUAACUAGAAGAGCAAGAGUGUUUAGUCUCGGAACAGGGAGCUGCAACUUUAGUUAUCCCACCUUAUGCUCAAAGUAUUAUAGAAAUGUGGUACAUGUAACAAUGAUGUUGAUCAAAAUAAGAGUGUUAAACUAGUUGAAAUCUGUAUAUUAGCUAUAUCCCAUACAAUUCUUUGUUGUGAGUUGCAUGUGAAGUGUCUAAGAUUUUGAUGAAAAGCAAGUAAGACGCUUGGAUACAUAUGUGCGUCUUAUAUUUGUAUCCUAUGACAAUCAAGGAACAUAGGAUGCUAGGAGGAUCAAGACAUUGUUUAGGAAUCUAUUAUGGUGGUAUGCUGAUUAAAUUAAUAGUGAUGGCCCAAAAGGAACUCAGAGAGAAGCCUGGACUAUGAUUUGGUUCACUAUUAUUUGGUCUUUAUGUUUAUGGCGGAAUCAAAAAAAUCUUCAGGGAGGAAGCGGACACAGAAAGUAAGGUCAUUGAAUUGAUCAAAUACAGAUCCUAUACUUGGGUUAAAACAAAUUUAUGGUGAGAUUUAAGUAAAGAUGCAUGGUGUAAGUCUCCUAGACAAGCAAUUAGGUAGACUUUGUUUUGCUGACAGAUCGAUUUACUUUUCUAUGUAAAACAUGUGAGCUAUACUCCCGGAUGCUUGUAUGAGGCAGACUACCCCUUGUACUUCUUUUAUGAAUGAUCUAUCUUUUUGCUGAUAAAAAAAAAUAAUAAUA